Anopheles marshallii is the source of this 1002-nucleotide messenger RNA. RefSeq names its product mitochondrial carrier homolog 2 (gene Mtch). Lineage: Eukaryota; Metazoa; Arthropoda; Insecta; Diptera; Culicidae. The coding region runs from base 1 to 1002 and encodes 333 amino acids. The transcript has 5 exons. The record is from RefSeq and is a predicted model, not a curated record.
AUGCCAUACGCUAGCAUAAUGCAAGAUGUGGGUCGAAAGCAGCGAAAGGAAGAUGAAGAGGUCGAUGCUGCAUGGAGGUUUGGAUUUAGGCUCCUGUGCUCGACGGCACUGUAUCCGCUCGAGUUUUCCAAAACGCUCAUUCAGCUCGGUUAUGAACCGAUCGCACCCCGUCCCGGACGAACGCUGUUCGGAGCGAAACGUUUGAUGCUACCAAAUAUUUUCCAGUACGCUGCGUACAUUAAGAGCGUCGACGGGUUCACUGGUUGUUUCCGAGGCCUGACCCCAAGGCUUCUGGGUAAUGUGUUGGCCUCAUAUUACAGUGAAAAACUUUCCCUGAUACUGAUAGGCCCAGCACCCACCCGUUUAGAUGAUCCCGCAUUUGACUGGUUCCAUGCAACUUAUGAAGAUUUUGAGGAGUACAUUGAAGACAAGGAUGGUGUUGUUAAAACCCUACCGGGCGGUAUGCUACGGAAAACUGUUGCGCACUUAUGCGGUGUAGUAAUUUCCCACCCAUUCCAUGUGAUUUCCAUCCGCAUGAUGGCGCAGUUCAUUGGCCGUGAACAAGUGUACAAUGGGCUGUUUGGUUCGAUCAAGGAAAUCUGGAGACACGAAGGCAUCGCCGGGUUUUUUUCAGGGAUAAUUCCUCGCUUGUUGAUGGAUUUCUGGUGCAUGACCAUGACAAGUGGAAUUACUUAUCUGUUCGCCAAGUACAUAGGGGCCAACAAAACGGUUUGCGGGCACGUAAACACUAUCGCGCACUUUUACCUCACAAGUGUGUUUUAUCCGUACCAUGUCGUGUCUACCUGUAUGGCCGUCCAAGGGUCCAGGUUAAAAGCCGGUACUCCACCGAUGAUGGAUCAUUACAUCAACUGGAGCGAUUGUUACACACGGUUGGCUUUGCAACAGCAGCAUAAGCGUGGAUCAUCAUUCUUUUUCCGAACUGUUGCUAGAGCUUCUUCCAAGGCGAAUGAUGCAUUCGCUCCAUAUCCGGAACUGAAGUAA